This is a messenger RNA of Aspergillus pseudonomiae, 787 nucleotides long. RefSeq lists its product as uncharacterized. The transcript has a single exon. The record is from RefSeq and is a predicted model, not a curated record. NCBI's taxonomy places the organism in Eukaryota, Fungi, Ascomycota, Eurotiomycetes, Eurotiales, Aspergillaceae. The coding region runs from base 66 to 551 and encodes 161 amino acids.
CUUGCAUUGCAUGAAGAAUUGAUCAUGUGAGGCUGCCUGCCUAAAUCCCAUUUUCAUCCAUCUGCAUGAGGCCUCCUCGAAGCUUCAGUAUAGAACGUAUGUAUAUCGGUCGAUGCCUGUUCGAUUAUCAUUACCGACGCACCGGAUUUGGAUCCGCUCUUAACGGUCGGACAGUGGAAUUCCAAUUCUUGAGGCAGGACGGAGAAGGAUGGAUACGCUGCUGCGUCCGACGUGAGCUGACUCUGUACACCGCAUUUUCCGCUGCUGCUCAAUCUAGUAACUGGACCCGUGUAUUCGUUGGUGGAUCACAUCAAAAUAUCAAGCGUCUGGGUUGCCUCUGUAGGUACACUCAACGGCCCAACAAUGCAUCCAUGUUUGAGCUGGCCGACUCCGCUUCAUGGAAUUUGUUACCUCGGAAGAAAUUAAGGGGGAGGGGGGAGGGGAAAAAAGAAUCACACCUUCGAUCUAUCAAUAUGACAAAUACGACCGUUGGCAAGCUUCCUGCACGGCAGACCGACAGUCACAGUCGAAAGCGACUCUGUCCAAAGUAGACUUUGAUGCACUGUAGAUCCCACUGAUGUUGCCGUUUUCUGGUGUACGGAGUAGCUUUAGCACUAUUUUGGCGAUCACCCCAGAGACCUUUCGGCCGGUUCUCGACCAAGGUACCGAGUAUAUGCGACACUUAACGUCGUGAGCAUUGCCAGACCGCCCUCAAUUAAACGAACGGUACUAAGGCAGAGUCUCUGACAAUUGCGGCCUUCGCUAGAACUUCUAGCGUUAGUAGCAC